This is a messenger RNA of Drosophila rhopaloa, 934 nucleotides long. Its product is annotated as astacin-like. Bases 1 to 900 code for a protein of 299 amino acids. The record is from RefSeq and is a predicted model, not a curated record. The transcript is spliced from 2 exons. Lineage: Eukaryota; Metazoa; Arthropoda; Insecta; Diptera; Drosophilidae. Gene Ontology annotation, biological process: proteolysis. Gene Ontology annotation, molecular function: metalloendopeptidase activity; zinc ion binding.
AUGGAGAAGUCGCAAAAUAAUACCCGGUUUUUCUGGCUCCUAGUUCUUCUGUUCAUUUCUGUGGGAGUUUCCAGGCCCAUGGAGGAUCUUGACUCUCCGGAAUUAAUUGUCCUGACAGAACUGGCCGAUGCUGUGUUUGGUUACCCGGAUUAUAAAAUCACAGGAGCUUUGGUAGAAGCUUACAACGAGACGUGGCCUCAGAACCCUGAGGAAUUGGGUACCUACUUCGAGGGUGAUAUAUUGGUUCCAUUGAGUUAUAAAAGUGCCCGAUUCAAUGGAACCCGCAAUGGCAUGCGUAUUACCAGUUACCGAUGGAAGGGCGGAGUGGUGCCCUACAAGAUCAAUGGGAACUUCACACCGGAGCAGUUAAAAAUUAUCAAUCAUGCUUUUGAGCAAUACCACACCCGAACUUGCGUGCGUUUUAGGCCCAGGACAACCGAAAAUGAUUACAUCUCGAUUAUAAAUAGCGGAUCUGGAUGUUGGAGUUGCCUCGGACGUAUUGGUGGCUGCCAGAAGGUGAAUCUGCAGUCGGAAUGUCUGUUAAAUAACGGCACUACGAUCCACGAGCUGAUGCACGUUUUGGGCUUUGAUCACGAGCAUAAUCGCCAUGACCGAGAUUCCUAUAUCCUGGUGGUGAACGACAAUAUUGAGCCUAAGAAGGAACAUAACUUUGCUAAGGCCGAUUCCAAGAAGCAUUCCAGUUUCGGCGUGGAGUAUGACUACAGCAGUGUGAUGCACUACUCGUUAUAUGCCUUCUCCCGAAAUAAUGAGCCCACGAUGGUGCCUUUACGCGACACUUCCAAAGUCGACAAGAUUGGUAGUCGUGACGAUUUAUCCAAAGGUGAUGUGAUCAAGAUUAACAAAAUGUACGAGUGCAAUAUGAUAAAUAAUAAAAAGUAAACUAUCGAAAUAAAUAUAAAUAUUUUAACAUUAA